AUUCGCUCGCAAUGGGAAUGGGGACGAUAGGGCAUUGAGUGGGGCCCACUUACUACAAGUUACAUGUUGCGUGCUGCAAAAACAAGUGGUUUCGUUUGCGCCACCAACUUUUUGUGUCAAAAGUACUAGCUACGAGUACGAGAAGCUCCACUCUACUCCACCAAAGAAAAAUAACUACAAAUGACGAUGAAUAAAAGUCCGACCUGCAAGGGCUCCUGGAUGGCGAGGUCUACUACGAGGACCUCCGUACAGUUGCGGACAACGCCCCUUUCCACUAUGGUGCCGUUGUUCCUGUUCUUUUUCAUCCCAGCGAGAUUUUCAGGAAGUGUCAAUGCCCUGCUGCAACGGGAGCGUGUAGUUGAGACCACGAGGGCCGCAAGGUACGCGCCUUUCGCUCCCGGCGCGCAGGGAAAAAUAGAAGGUGAUGAAGUUGGAAGCACAGAGGCGCAGCGCGACGAAUUUGAUGAGAGAUCGCGACCGGAUCUUCAUUCGCAUUCCGCUUCCGACCAGCACUACAGCCUCCCAGCGCUUCACAGUCUGAGCUUUCGAGGCAUCAAGAACCUCGGGCAUAGGCUUCUGCAGCGCGAAACGAGGAUUUUUCAGGUAGCAAAUUGUUGAAACUGCUCGUAGUUCGUUGUUGAAAUGCCUUUGCAAAAAGAACGGCGCAUAAGUACUUUAUCAUGUUAAGUCGUCGCGCUCUAUGCAUUUUUUCGAAAUGUCUGACGGUGACGACACGAUUAUUUAUUUUACACAGUCCAUCUUUUCCCCGUCCUCUAGCGACAACGAGGAGGCACCAGCGGAGCAGCCGAGGAGAGAGCAGGAUGUGGCAUCGUCAACACCAAGCAUGCUGCUGCACGAACAGAGUAAAGACACGACAAGUCUUCAGGGCGAGUUGUACCACCAACAAAAGGUAAAGGACCAGCAAAUAAAUAAGGUUAUACAACAGGAAUACCAGGUUUCCGACCGCAUAGUUUCGACGUCCUCUGCCGGCAGAAGUGCAGUGACCGCCAGAAACCGGCAACGAAUGAAGAAAACGCGGCCCUUGGACAUCCGGUUGAUUAUCAUGACGCUCGUUAUGCUGGUCACGUGCGGGUUGUUGUUUUACCUGAUUCAGCAGAAACAAGCAAAACUGGACGAGAUGACCAAAAUGGUGGAAGAAAGCGGGAUCGCGCCGCCUGGCGGGCCAGAAUCGUCGACUGGCGCGGGGGCGGGAAGUAAAGCCGAGGACGGUGCUGGAGGUGGUGCAACGGCCGCCACGGGCGGAAAAAACGAAAACAUCCUCGCUGUGGGAGACAAUGUGCAAGUCGUGGAGGGGGAAACCAGUCCCGAGCCGGGCGCAAGUCCAGCGGACGGAGCAGCAGGUGAGUCUCGUUUGUAUCUAUCAUGUUUUUGUGUUGUUUUGGACUACUUAUUCUAGCUUUACCGCAUCCGCAUGUAGAAGUAGAAGAUCAUUGAAACUUGGAAUUCCAUGAUAUGUAGUUUAGUUAGUUACUGAUUCAUUAAAACAAAAACUGCAAAAAAGGUGAUGCUGCCGCUCCGGCCACUGAUGCUGCAGCAGAACCGCCAGCCGCCGAGCCCGGAGCGCCGGCAGAAGCAACGGCCGCAGGUUGAUGAGCGGGAGGAGAAUAGAUGUACAGGCCGCGAAACAAAAGACACAACCAGAAGCUCUGUAGUUUGGGGUGCAGCCAGUUUAACGUUCUUUCGCCUGGCGGGGGCGAUGAGCAUGUUCAUACAGCGCAGAUGAGUAUUGAUUUUUGGAGAUCCAGUAGUUGGAAUCCGAAAACAAGCGGGGGCUUCGCUUUACUUUAUCAAGUGAUGCGGAUGUCGAGGACGGACCACGCGCAUUUCUCUGAUCGAGUUGUAGCAGCACUCUCUGCUCUCUCCUUUCACAGCAGUUUCAGUUGUGCGUACGUUUCUGACUGUUUCCCAGAAAAUGAAAAUAUCAAGGAGAAACAAAACAGUCCUCCGAGUAAAUGGAAUCCAGAGCUGCAGCUUAU
Amoebophrya sp. A120 is the source of this 1997-nucleotide messenger RNA. Lineage: Eukaryota; Dinophyceae; Syndiniales; Amoebophryaceae. The record is from the annotation of a GenBank genome assembly.